GGAUAGCGACUGUCAGCGUCAAUUUAGUGGAUGGCCAAGGUACACCAGUGAAGCUUCUCAACUGUCCAUGCCCGAGCAAAAACAACAUGCCAGCUUUGAGUGAUCCUACAGAAUUUGAUAAGUUUGUGCAGACUACAGUUCAUGAAAGAUCAGCAUCAAGACCAGGUCCAACUGCCCUGAUCCAGUUCCGCAUCUGGGAAUGUGGCAGCUGUGAUGUGAAGAUGCUGAGAGAGAAGCUGAUUGCUGCAGUGAGACAUGCUCUGUGCGACAUUGUCAUGGAGUUCUUUAUGCUGACAACACCCAUUUGUCUAGUGCCUAGGAGCCUCAUGGACAUGUAUGCACCACCAGUGUCUUCCCUGCCAGCCUCACCGACCAAGACUCUUC
This is a messenger RNA of Candidula unifasciata, 384 nucleotides long. NCBI's taxonomy places the organism in Eukaryota, Metazoa, Mollusca, Gastropoda, Stylommatophora, Geomitridae. The record is from the annotation of a GenBank genome assembly.